Molecule: messenger RNA, 2430 nt
Organism: Acaulospora colombiana
Lineage: Eukaryota; Fungi; Glomeromycota; Glomeromycetes; Diversisporales; Acaulosporaceae
Source: the annotation of a GenBank genome assembly
AUGAUUAUCGACCAAACUCUAUUAUCCAAGACCAAGAUGUUACCCAACCCGUUUGUGAUCCCUUCAAAAGCUGGAAAAGAUAUAACCAUUUUCCAUGAAGACCUACCUGAAAAUCCAGACGAAAUAUGUAAUAUUCUAAGAGAUGAAAAAACGAUCAUGAUGUAUUACAUUCCUAUUGCGCUCCAUUAUAAUAAAAAUCGGGGGAUGCCUCAGGCGGCCAUUAGGGUUCUAGAGCGGGGAUUGAAAGAGGCAAAAGGAACCAGUGAAGAUAAUAUGAAGAUAAAUAAUUUGAUAGCAUGUCUUAAUCUUAGGAUGGCCAAAUAUCCGCAAGAUGGCCGUUUCCCGAGCGAUGAACGAAAGAGCGAGUUAUUAAAUGAAGCAACGAAGCGUUUUAAUAAAGCUUCACAGAUCAGAUAUUUGCACCUUUUGCGAAAUGAUCCAAAUAUGGCCAUGAAUGCCUUUACAAAUGCCACAAAUCUUGCUUCAAAUAAUAUUCCGGCACUGUUUGGUCAGGAUUAUAGGGCAGCACUCAAAAUUUAUCAACAAAUAAUGCAAGCUGAUCCUAGUCUCACCGAGCCAGAUCCUCGUGUCGGAAUAGGUCUUUGUUAUAACAAGCUAAAUAAUUUUGAUCAAGCAAUCGCAGCGUUUGAUAGAGCUAUCGAAUUGAACCCAAAUAAUGUUUCUGCAAAUAUUCUCCUCGCCACAAUGGAGCUCGACAUUUCCAAACAAUGGCAGCAAAUAAACGAAGAAGAAAGGUUGACGAACUUUGCUGCAGCCAUGCGUCGUGCGAACAGAGCCCUCGAAUUAAAUCCAAAUCAUUCUAGUGCAUUGAUUUUACUGGCACAUGGAUUUUAUUUCCAAAGAGAUUUUGAAAAGAUUCUUGCGAUCUUAAAUGCUAUUUCUGCACUUGAUGAAACCGAUUCGGUAAAACGUGAAAAGAUUUUUGAAGAGUUUGAUAGGAUCACUAAAGCCAUUUCUGAGAAAGAUUACGAUAACCCCGAUAUUUUCAUAGUAAAGGGAAUAUCAACUGAAGGGAAGAACGCAUAUAAAAGCCUUCAAUCCCUGAAGAAGGCACAGAAAAUGUACGAGGAAGCCAAAGAACCUGUUCCACUCGAAUUGUGCAACAAAAUGGGGAAUUUAUGUUUCAAGCUUGGUGAUUAUGAGAACGCAAUAACAUAUUAUCAAAAUUCCAUUGAUACGUCAAAAUCUCAUAUCGAUUCCGAAAGAGAUGUCGAAAUUACCCUACGAUACAACUUGGCGCGUGCUCUAGAGGCAUCACAUAACUACGUAGACGCGCAAAACAUUUACAAUGAAAUAAUAACAGAACAUCCAUCAUAUACGCCAGCACACCUGCGUCUUGCAGCGAUCGAAGAAUCUCAUAAUAAUUAUGAGAAAGCAAAUGAAAUUUAUAAUGAACUUCUUGAAUUAGAUGAGAAAGAUUUGGAAGUUCGUAAAAGAAGAGCCAUCAAUAUCCUGAGACACGGGGAAACUCGCACAUCUAGAAAAUAUCUCGAAGCCAUUUUAAACGAAUAUGACAAAAAUGAUGCGGUCGCUUUGACUGCGUUAGGAAGUCUAUUCCUUAGCAAGGCUCGAUCAAUUAGGCAAGAAAAUAUGAGGGAACAGCGCGAAGCAAACUAUAAAAAGGCCGUCGAAUAUUUUCAAAAAGCUUUAAAGACAAACGCGAGAAAUUUAUGGGCGGCUAAUGGCAUAACAGUGGCAUUAGCGGAGUCAGGGAGACUUCGAGAGGCGAAAGACAUGUUUUGGAAGUUACGAGAAAGGAACCCUAUACCCGAAAUUAACAUCAAUUAUGCACAUGUUUGUUGCCAUCUGAAUGAUUAUCCCUCUGCCAUACUAGCGUACGAGAGCGUUUCCAAAAAGUGUCACAAUAAGGAUGUGCAAGUUUUAGAGUGGCUUGGUCGAUCAAAUUACGUGUUGGCUAAAGCCAAAAAAGACAUAGAUAUGAUGGAAGAAGCCCUUCAAUGGACCGAGAAGGCAUCCCUAAUUCAACAGGGGAUGGCUCAGAUGAUAAGCGAACUUGAUUCAAGUUUAUCUUCUUCAGUAAUUACUCGUGCCAUUGAAGAUGUCAAAUCUGCUAAUGCUUUUGGGCUUUCGGUAAUUACUUCCCUCGAAGGAAAGUAUCAGAAAGCAAAGGAGGUUGAAGAGGCACGUCAAAAAAGAUUAGAAGAAGAACAAAGAAUUAAAGAAGAGAAGGAAAGACAGUUAAAUAUUCAAAAGGAAGAGGAACAGCGUAGAAAAAGAGAAGAACUAGAUAAAGCCGCCGAAAGAGAUAGAAUUAGGAGGCAAGAAUUGCUUGAAUAUGAUGAACGACAAAAGCUCCUCUGGGGAGAGGAAAAUAAGAAGCGGAAAAAUAGGCAAAUGAAUAUUGACGAUGACGAUUAUGACGAUGAUGAGGCUAUUCAUAUGUCAAAG